Messenger RNA from Branchiostoma floridae (Florida lancelet), 1799 nucleotides. Its product is annotated as ALX homeobox protein 1-like. The record is from RefSeq and is a predicted model, not a curated record. Bases 218 to 1180 code for a protein of 320 amino acids. NCBI's taxonomy places the organism in Eukaryota, Metazoa, Chordata, Leptocardii, Amphioxiformes, Branchiostomatidae. Gene Ontology annotation, biological process: regulation of transcription by RNA polymerase II. The transcript has 5 exons. Gene Ontology annotation, molecular function: DNA-binding transcription factor activity, RNA polymerase II-specific; RNA polymerase II transcription regulatory region sequence-specific DNA binding.
UGGACACGAUGAAGGACGUACUUAGGAGAAGUUGGACAGAUCAUAGCACGCCGCCAGGAACGAUUACCAACACUUUUGCGAGUUUCGCGGCGACAAGUUGAAGAUUUGCCCAGAAAACGUGAAAAGUUAGUCACGGCAGGCGGAACGCGACUGAAGUUGCGCUGUGCUCAGUCCCAGUGGUGAGGAUUUACGUGCCGGCAAAUCUAGCGGCGCCACCAUGGCUUACCCGGCGGGCCCACCCUUCACCGUCCCCGAGGGAGCGGACAGGUACGCCCCGGUGCGGGGGACGGGCUCGCCCGCGGAGUUGGUGGACAUGACCCGGUCGGCGGGGAGUCAGCACUCCAUAGCGGGGAUCCUGGCCGCCACCGCCGCCAGCAGUGCCAUGGAAGUACCGGUACCCGCAGCGGCUGCCGCAGCAACUCCAGGCGAAGACCAGUCACAAACCAGCGAAGACGACACGAGGCUCGGGAACACGCCGCCGACCCCGAGGCCCGAGCCAGGAGCGGACCGGACCGAGGGCGGGGACCAGGCGGACAAGGAGGCGCCUCCCGCCGCCGGGGACAAGAAGAAAAAGCGGAGAAACAGGACCACGUUCACCAGCUUCCAGCUGGAGGAGAUGGAACGCGUGUUCCAGAAGACACAUUACCCGGAUGUGUACAUGCGCGAGCAGCUGGCGCUCAGGGCGGACCUGACGGAGGCCAGGGUGCAGGUGUGGUUCCAGAACCGCCGCGCCAAGUGGAGGAAGAAGGAGCGGUUCCAGCAGAUGGCCGGGAUCCGCCAGGUGGCGCUCGGGGCCGAUCCGUACGACAUGCAGAUGGCGCCCAGACCGGACGGCUAUUCACAGAUCCAGCCGGCGCCCUGGCAGCCCAGCCGCGCCAACAACAGCUCCUGCAUGUCUCCGCAGAUCAGCCCCCCUCCCACCUUCAUGGGCGUGGCCGCGCAGGCGCACUCCUACCACACCAGCGCCUCCCCGGGAAUAGCAACCACCAAUAGCAACGCGUUCCCGGAUCACAUGACUGUCCACGUCACCAUGGCCAACGGGCAGCACACGGAUAUGACGUACACGCAGACAUGCGCAGACAGGAGGAGUUCCAGUAUAGCUGCGCUCAGACUGAAGGCCAAAGAACACAGCGCCGCGCUAGGCUUCAUGGGAGGCCUGGUCGGCCCCUCUUUCAUGUGAUGAUGUCAUCCUGGUUGUCAUGGUGUCACCAUGGAGACUGUACUAAUGAAAAUGUCAGAUUGGACGUUUGCAUUAACGGGAAAUGGUGAUGACCCAACACCAAAACACGGUCAUAAAUACUACAGCGUAUAUCACAUUAGAUGAUGAGCAAUCGGGUUGCCACCAAGAGAUUUCCAACGGCUCUGCUUGGAAAGCAACCUUCGACCACACUUUGUAUUGGUGCAUAUCGUUUGACGUUAUGUCUACAUGAUGAUCGUACCUAUGGUAGGCAUAAUGCACGACAAUUCUAAUGAUUGUAAACGAGACAAAAUAUUUUUGUAACCAAUAUGUAAGAAGAUGUCACAGGUAUGAGUAAGUAGCAAGUACGGAGGUAGUCUUUGUAACACACCUACCUGGGGCCGUAACUGACCGGUACCCCUCCCCUAUAGGCGGGCCGGAUGUUGGGCGGGCUGCUAUAAGCGAGGUUUCAUCAGGCUAGUACGGAGUGGUAUAGACGUGUACUUUCUUCACCAUGCAUCAUUUCAAUGUGCGGACCAAGAAGUUGACCAAGACGCCAAAGUACUAGUGGCGAUUGAAUCGAGUGUAACAUUCGAUGAAUAUUCCAUACAUUCUGCAUUCC